Molecule: messenger RNA, 342 nt
Organism: Meira miltonrushii
Lineage: Eukaryota; Fungi; Basidiomycota; Exobasidiomycetes; Exobasidiales; Brachybasidiaceae
Exons: 1
Coding region: 1-342 (113 amino acids)
Source: RefSeq, a predicted model, not a curated record
AUGAAGAACCUUUCCUACUUCUUCGUUGCUUCUUUCAUGUUUUCUUUAAUCAGCUUGACCCUGCAAGCUGGGGUGGAAACAGGCGUGAAUCACGUAGCGGCUUCUUCACCUCCAAGUUCUCCUAAAAGUCAUGGUAAAGGAAUCAAUGUCAAUGAACAACAUGUAAGUAGUGGUAUGACCUCCAAUCCAAAGGUUUCAGCCCGUAUGAUCGCACAAGAGAGCUCUUAUGAUAAAAAGAAGGCAGUUUUGAAUCCUGAUUCAGAAGCAUUCGACGCGAGAACAGCUGAAUCACAUCAUAAGGUUCGUCAACGUCGCUUGAUCAAUAAAGUUCGCCAUAUGUAG